AUUGCCGAUCUAUUCAUCAAAAUGUCUUGUGAGAUUGUAUGUGCUCAUCAGAGUUUCUGUUGGAGAGAAAUAUUGGUUUCUAAAGAUUUUGUAUGCAAAUAGCUGUUCCACCAAGUUGUGUGCAUUGCUGUACGGUCCCCAGUCUAUGCAAGAUGGCGCGAAAUUUGCCUGACAGUGGUGAAGUCGUACGGAUUUCGGAGAUUUUCCUAAGGGGGGCCGAGGAGUUGGACGGUCAAGCCGUGCGUGUGAUGGGAAAAGUUUUCCACGGCGGUAUGAGGUCUCCUACUCUUGUUGUAUACUGUAUGUUGUUUCCUCUUGCUAGGCUGGAGACCCACGACAUUAUAGGUUGUACAGCUGAGUUGUCCAACGUUGAGCGGUCCAAGAACAGCAGUCCACACCAGCAACUAUCCGUCGACACAAGACUUAUCGAACCAUUUCAAGCCAGACUCGGUUCCAUCUUCCAGAUGAUUGGAGAGACAGAAUUCACGGCAGGUGGUCCACUUCUGCACGCCCGAGUCGUGAGAUGUGUGGAUGGGAUAGACACUGCAGUGUACUAUAAAGCGUUAGAUAUGCAGAGGCAAUAUUUAAAAGAAAGACUGUCCCUCUAUAUCUGAGGGGUCACCAAUAUUGUGAACUACGGCUGUGGCGCGUUGAUACAUCCGAUCAUGGAAGUUAAGUGUCGUGCAGUCCAGACAGUACUUGGAUGGGAGACCACCAAGGAAGACUGGAUACUGUAGCCGGGUUAUACCAAAGACUCUUCUUUAAUAUAUGGUACAUACUUCUUUCUCUGCUAAGAGGAAGAGUAUGGAAGCUAAACACACUACACUACCAGUGAAUAGCCCCCUGAUGUAGUGACCUAAUACAUGUAGUAUGUGUGUGGCCCCAGGGCUACGAAACGGAGAUGGGCGCUGGACCCGAUGCAUCACAUUGAUGUAUGGGUAACUUCAGCUUUAGUAUUGUGAAAACAGUAGAGCAGUAUGUUCUUCAUUGAUCCCUCAUUCUGGCUGAAUCUGAUAAUCACAUUCAUGGUUGGAGGUACAACAGAAUGUGGUAUUUUGCCUUGGGAGAUAAACAUGGUUAAGGAGGUUUGACGGCUUAAUACUUAUCGCAGGGUUGCACAAGCUACAAGGAUUGAAUAUGUAAGUUCAGUGUACACUCUACAUUAUACAAUGUAUGUAAAAUAAGGUAAAAUUUGUGAUCAUUCUCUGCUGAAACUACUUUUUUAUGACACCUAGCAGAUAUCAGCAUACUGCAGCUAAUGCACAGCAGUUGGCAGAAACACUAACAGUAUUCAGGCAUCAAUUCACACUGACUAAGCAAAUAUUGUAAUCCAACUGUAAGAGUUUCAAAACUAGUAUAAUAGGUAGCAAUCAGUAUACCGUAUAGCAGAUUUUCUUCCGGACCUCGCUCGCUGUUGUGCACAGAAGAUUAUUCUAGAGAAUAGCUCAUUUAUUUCAUUUUACCAGGGUUUAAGUUCAACUUUAAUAGGCUGUUUCAAGUACUUUGAUGCGCUACUAUGCAAACUGGCUUGUACAUGCUUAAUCUAGGAACUUCUUCACAGUGCAAUUGGCAUUCAAACUGAAUUGGGCUUGACAACGCUUUAUUUCCACCAGUACAUACCUUGUUUAAAAAUUAUACAAAAAAUAUAUGUUAUACAUGGGAA
Molecule: messenger RNA, 1663 nt
Organism: Branchiostoma floridae (Florida lancelet)
Lineage: Eukaryota; Metazoa; Chordata; Leptocardii; Amphioxiformes; Branchiostomatidae
Exons: 2
Coding region: 93-614 (173 amino acids)
Biological process (GO): negative regulation of telomere maintenance via telomerase
Cellular component (GO): CST complex
Molecular function (GO): telomerase inhibitor activity; single-stranded DNA binding; telomeric repeat DNA binding
Source: RefSeq, a predicted model, not a curated record